AUGUCUCGAUCGACUUAUUUCCCCCCACCCCCUCCCCCCCCUCCCCGGCUUCCUCCCUAUAAGCCCCGUGGUGGAGCGAAAGCUCCCGUUGUGCACAAAGAGUCUCCGCCACCUCCAGGAAGUUUCGGCAUUGGUAUCGAAAUGGAGCUUCUUUUAGAGAGCCGCUUUACGCCAUCUGCGGCUGACAAUACUUUUCCACGUUUUGCUCGGCAAUGUGCUAUGUCGUACAACAGCAGCGUUCCCAGCCCGUACCCUAGGAUGCAUAGUUUGGUUCAGGCGCAGUGGGAAGGGGUCCCUCAUACUCAGUGGGUCCUGCAUCAUGAUCCUACAUGUGAAACACAGCAAGAGCCUUGGGGGAUUGAAAUUAUAUCCCCAUUGCUUCGGUCUCACCCGGGCUCACAGUGGCGGCAAAGUGUUGAGGCUCUCUGGAGCUUUAUAAAUCAAAAAUACAUUGCACAGAGUAAUGCAGAUUGCAGCACACACGUACAUAUAUCACGUGUAGAGGGUUUCUCAACCACUGACGUGAAACGCGUUGCCCAGGCUAUCAUCCAUUUUGAGCCUGCCUUCGAAGCUCUUGUGCCACCAGAGCGUCGUGGAAAUGAGUACUCAAGGAGCAACUGGUUGGAUAACCCGCAGUUAGGAUAUCAGAAUCUAUCUCGUGAUCAGUCUAUUGAGCUUAUCGAGAGCAGAAACACAACAGACGAAAUAAUCGGUAUUAUGAACCCAAACCAGUCCAAGUAUUUUGGAUGGAAUUUUCUACCAUUGAAAACCUUCAGGACAAUUGAGUUCCGGCGUGGUUCCGCGAGUCUUUCAGCAAAUGAUGCGUUCACGUGGGUGGAACUUGCAAUGUCUUUUAUUCAGGCUGCCAUGAUCCAACCAUCUUCACAGCAAUUGCUGCGAUAUCCUAGAACGAUUGGUGGCCUGAAGGACUUUAUUCAGUAUGCACAUCUCCCUCAACAAGAAGGCGCCUACAACUCCGCUUAUCUCCAGCGUCUAUUUACUGGCAGCCAUCCAAACGCCAAGCUUAACCCUAUCCCUGUUGGUCACCUUUCAGAACAGAAGAGAGCGAAGUUACAGCGAAAGAUGGAUGCGGACACUGCGAGCAAUCCAAUGUUGGAUAUUAUAGCGUCGGCACAACAACAUGGCGUUGCCUGA
Messenger RNA from Aspergillus tanneri, 1155 nucleotides. RefSeq lists its product as uncharacterized. NCBI's taxonomy places the organism in Eukaryota, Fungi, Ascomycota, Eurotiomycetes, Eurotiales, Aspergillaceae. Bases 1 to 1155 code for a protein of 384 amino acids. The transcript is spliced from 2 exons. The record is from RefSeq and is a predicted model, not a curated record.